This is a messenger RNA of Tigriopus californicus, 1748 nucleotides long. RefSeq names its product casein kinase I-like. Lineage: Eukaryota; Metazoa; Arthropoda; Copepoda; Harpacticoida; Harpacticidae. Gene Ontology annotation, biological process: peptidyl-serine phosphorylation; endocytosis; signal transduction. Gene Ontology annotation, molecular function: protein serine/threonine kinase activity; ATP binding. The record is from RefSeq and is a predicted model, not a curated record. Gene Ontology annotation, cellular component: nucleus; cytoplasm.
UGGCCAUCAAAUUAGAAUGUAUCAAGACCAAGCAUCCUCAAUUGCACAUCGAAUCGCGGUUCUACCGGAUCAUGCAAGGCGGGGUGGGCAUCCCCGCCAUCAAAUGGUGCGGGUCCGAGGGUGACUUCAAUGUCAUGGUCAUGGAAUUGCUCGGCCCAAGUCUGGAGGACUUGUUCAACUUCUGCUCGCGUCGAUUCAGACUCAAAACCGUCCUCCUUCUCGCCGACCAGCUCAUAUCCCGCAUUGAAUACAUCCAUUCCAAGGACUUUAUCCAUCGAGACAUCAAACCAGACAACUUUCUUAUGGGCCUAGGGAAGAAAGGCAAUCUCGUAUACAUCAUCGACUUUGGCCUGGCCAAAAAGUAUCGAGAUUCCCGUAAUCACCAACACAUCCGCUACCGCGAGAACAAGAAUCUGACGGGUACGGCCCGCUAUGCCAGUGUUCACACUCACAUGGGGAUCGAGCAGAGUCGACGAGACGACAUGGAGUCCCUGGGUUACAUCCUCAUGUAUUUUGUCACGGGAACCCUCCCCUGGCAAGGCCUGAGGGCGGUCACCAAGCAACAGAAAUACGAGAGGAUCUCCGAAAAGAAAAUGGCCACCCCUGUGGAGACCUUAUGCAAAGGAACGCCCAUUGAAUUUGCCACGUAUUUGGAGUAUUGUCGAACGUUGAGAUUCGAGGAAUGGCCGGAUUACAGUUAUCUGCGGGAGUUGUUUCGGAAUCUAUUACACAAGCAGGGCUUCACCUAUGACUAUGUUUUCGAUUGGAACAUGCUUAAAUUCGGGGGUCCUCAGCAAGAUUCCGAAGCCCACGGGGCCAAUGGGGCGGGGGGCGAUCACAAAGACCGGAAUAAACGUCGAUAUCUGCGGCAACCGCAAACCCCUGAAUGUGUGGGUGAGGGCAUGCCUGGACUCGUCAACGGGGGCGGGGGAGGAGGAGGGGCCGAUGCCAUGGACAUAGGACACAAGACUGUACAGCAAAUGGCGCCGCCCGAGGUUCCAUCCACCAACACGGGGGCACAUUUCGCAGUGACCUCUCGACGUGGUUCGAAGGAAACCGGAGGCACGCCCAGUAGUUCACGACACAUGAAGAAAUGAUGAAGAACGUCUAAAUCAACGGCAAUCAACUAGAGAUGAAUCAGAACUACAGCAACUUUGUUUUAACCCAUACGUGUGCAUUAUCUUUCAUUUGCCAGCAAAUCAACGCCGAAUUUCUUUCCCCUCUCCGUCCCUACCUCCCUCCCUGAGUAACCCCAAAUAACUUCGCGAUCUGGAGACUAAAUAUUUGAACUAUUUUUCAGUGAUUCCUUUUUUUAGAUAAUUGCACCCCAUCUAGGAUCUAUGAUAGGAUCCGAUGUGGUCUACGAGUUGGUCACGCCACAGUGGUUGUCAUUGAGAAUCCUCGUCUUUUUGUGUUUUGCUUGCUUUUGUCACGUGUGUAGAUACGGAAACCAGAAAUGGACCGAGGACUCGUGCGUUUUUUUUGUGUAUGUAUUUUGAUCACGUAUGGGAACACGCCCCGCCCCCUUAUUUGACGAGAACAACGCCUCCCCCCUAUCUCUCUGUGCCCACUCUCUCUCUCUCUCUCUUGUGCUUCAACAACAAUAACCGUUGCCACUACUUGUGUACUUCAAGGAAUUGCCUCUUCUUCCUCCUCAUUUCACCAAAUUCGCUGCUGAUCCCGUUGUUCAUGUUGAAUCACUCGCCAGACCAUGUUUGCAAGGGAAAUAAAGCGAAACCACCUCAGUA